This is a messenger RNA of Pseudophryne corroboree (corroboree frog), 3537 nucleotides long. RefSeq names its product phosphofurin acidic cluster sorting protein 2-like. Bases 550 to 3273 code for a protein of 907 amino acids. Gene Ontology annotation, molecular function: transmembrane transporter binding. NCBI's taxonomy places the organism in Eukaryota, Metazoa, Chordata, Amphibia, Anura, Myobatrachidae. Gene Ontology annotation, biological process: protein localization to plasma membrane. The record is from RefSeq and is a predicted model, not a curated record. The transcript is spliced from 25 exons.
AUGCCCCCCCCCCCUUCCCAUGGGCCAGAUGCGAGUACUCUUACUAGCCAGACAGGGUUGGAUUGGCAGGAGUUUACCCAGUCCAUGUGGGGGCCGCUGAAAUAAUCUGUCAUGCCCUGGAGCCCGGACAUCCCUCCCGCUGAAAUCCGCCGUACCCAGGCCGCUGACAGACCAGUAACCUAACCCAUUAUUACAGGCUCCCGGCAGACUGUCAGCGCACUGAUUAUUGUAGUGUGACAGCUGCCGUCCCCACCUCCCCAGCGCAAGCUGCUCUGUUCGGCGCACUGUGGUGCGCUGGUGUAACUCUCCUGGCCGGGUCGCAAUCGAGGUGCCCACAGCCAGCGCUAAUGAGUCCGGCUGACUCAUUGUGGUACGCCGCUGCCCGGCCGGCUGUGGGCCUUAACAAACAAGUAAGACGGUGGCCCAGCCUGAAGAGAGGAGUGAGUCCCCUCCUCUCAAAACCACAUUGCUGCGACUGCGAGCGGCGCCGGCGAGAGCUGUUGGUGUCACCGCCGGGCAGUACGGUACAGUCUGUCCUGGGAGCAGAUCAUGGCGGACAGAGGAGGAGGGGUCCUCCUCGGUGGGUCAGUAGGCCUGUCCGGGAAUGGAGGAAAUACAGCCUUGUGCAUCAGUCGGGGUAUGGACUCUGCAUCCAGUCUGUCCGGGGCCGGAGUACUGGUGACAUCGGAAGGGCCUGGCUCUCCUCCUGUGCCUAUGAACCUAUUUGCUACAUGGGAAGUGGACAGAUGUUCUCCCAGUUGUGUACCAAGGCUCUGCAGUCUGACCCUCAAGAGACUUCUGGUGCUGAGAGAAUUAGACAGAGAUCUGAACUCUGUGGUUAUUGCGGUGAAGCUGCAGGGAUCCAAGAGAGUUCUCCGGUCCAAUGAGUAUCACUUGCCUCCGAGUGGAGUGAUGGAGACAGAGCUGGAGUUGACAUUUUCUCUCCAGUAUCCUCACUUUUUAAAGCGAGAUGCAAACAACCUGCAAAUCAUGUUACAGAGACGGAAACGAUACAAGAACCGAACCAUCUUGGGCUACAAGUCCUUGGCCAUUGGAGUCAUUAACAUGGCGGAGGUGAUGCAGCGUCCUACUGAGGGCAUGAAGGUGCUGGAUCUACAUAGUAAUAGGAAAGAUCCUGCUAUACGAGUGGCCGAAAUCAGCAUUCUCUCCCUUUCCAGCCAGCCCAUCGAUCAUGAGGAGGUCCAUGCAGCGACACGGCCGAAGAUCAAAGGCCUGGACGCUGACCACUACUGGGAGGAAGAAGAUGAUGAUUAUAGCUAUUCCUCAGAGCCAGAGGGCAGUGAUGAAGGUCAGGGCCAGGAUGUAGACGAUGAAGAGGAUGAGAUUAGGAGACCGAAGAAGCUCGGCAGGAAGUUGAUUCGCAGCACAUCACUCAGCCGGCAGCCAAAUUUUAAACAGAAGUUUGUAUCAUUAUUGAAGAGGUUUAAAGUAAACGAAGAUCCUCUAGAUGCAGAGCGCACAAGUCGGGAACAGGAGGAAGAUGAGGAACUGGGACUCCUGUAUGAUAGCCUGGAUGAGUGCAAUAACAGUGAGAGUGGAUUUGACAUAGAGGACGAUGACAGCGUCAUGAGCACCCCAAAGCCCACACUGAGGAGAUACUUUGAGGGUGUUUCCAAUUCUGGGUCUCAGACUGAGAUCGGCAGCAUCAACAGCCAGAAGGGAACAGACAAAAACGCUCUCACCCCGGGCAAAGAUGAUCAGAAAGUUAUCCAUGGUGGUCGGGCGGAGGAUACUGACAACCGCCUCGCUGAUGAGAGCAGCGACCCUGCCCCUGUGGUAGCCGUGGCUACAGAUCUAGGUUCCUGGGAAGCCACAGAGCGAGUACCACGUCUGGGCAUGAUCGCCAGAGCGGAGUCACAGAUCAUCAUGUCCCCCAGGCAGGAUAACAGACUGACUCGUGGUCCUCGCAGCGUCUCUAUGAGAGAUCGUCAGACUUCCCGAUUGCCAAGUGACCGAGGAAGCAGCCUGGAAAGCGAAUUCUCCCCGGACUCCAGGCUCUGCAGUCAGGUCCCCCAAAAGUCUGUAUUUGAUGAGCUCAAUGAGAUUCUGGGAGCAGAGCAGCAGCUUCCAGAGAGUGUGAUCCUAGUUAACACUUCGGACUGGCAUGGACAGUAUCUUAGAGAACAGUUAUCAGGGAAACUCCUGACCAUCGCCACAUCCUCCUCUGCUGAUGUGCAGGCGGCAUUCAGCGGUAUUAUCACCCGCAUACAGCGAUACUGUAACUGUAACUCGCUGAUGCCUCCUCCAGUGAAAGUCCUAAUUGCUGGAGACCAGAGUUAUUUUAGUGUGAUCCUCUGGUUCUUUGUGGAACAGCUGGCUGGCAAAACUCCAGAUUGGUUGAACUACCUGCGCUUCCUCAUACUUCCACUGGGUCCUCAUCCUGUGGCAAAGUACCUGGCAUCGGUAGAUAGUAAAUACAACUCCUUAUUUAUGGACACAGCAUGGAAAGACGUGUUCAGUCAGGGAGAGCCUCCUAAUUCAGAUCGGCUUGAUGUGGCAGGGAGAGUGACUCAGUACAUCGCCGGGGCUUCAGUUUUGCAUCAGCUCUUUAUCUCAGAGGCAAUGCUGACAUAUAGACAGAGAAGCGCUGAUGAGGAUUCUUGCCAGAAGUUUGUUCCGUUUAUUGGGGUUGUAAAGGUCGGGAUUGUAGAACAGCCACUAGCAGCCUCCGUGGACUCUGAUGAAGCAUCUGUCUGUAGUCCAUCCCUCCUGAGCUCCUCCUCGUCCCCCGGAGUGAACACAUCCAAGGAGCCCACCUGUACUCCUCCACCAUCCCCCUCAGUCAGCAGCGGCCUAUCCAAUGCUGGGACUUUGCCGUCAGGGGUUGAAGUGAUGGGGCUGCAGGUAGAUUACUGGCAGUGGUCGGAGCGCAGGAAGGAUGGGGAUCGGAGAGACACCGCCACUAAGAACACAAUGAGGAGCAACUUCCGUUCCCUGCAGGUCAGCCGCCUGCCACCCCCCGGAGAGAACAACCUGCCCCUGUGUAUGACUAUGACUAUAGUCACUCAGGAGAAAAACAAGAAAGUCAUGUUCCUCACUAAGAAGCCCAAAGAGAAGGAACCCGAGUCUCGCAGUCAGGUGAUCGAGGGAAUCAGUCGUCUGAUAUGCACCGCCAAGAACCAGAACACCAUGCUGAGAGUCACCAUAGAUGGCGUGGAGUGGAACGACGUCAAGUUCUUCCAGCUGGCGGCACAAUGGCCGACUCACGUCAAGCAGUUCCCUGUGGGCAUCUUUGGUCAUGUGAAGAUGUGAUGUCACUGUGAUGUCAUCGUUAGAUUAACACUUUCUGUAAAUGGAUCACUCUGUAUUUCCCUUUCUGAGUCAGUGAAGUCAGGUAGAUCAUUCACUUUCCCUACAAGAUCCUUUGUGUCAGUGUGGUGUGCCUGCCAUUGUCCACCUUCCUUCUAAAGCAAUAGGGAAGGCAGUGUGCAUAAAUUGGGAUGAGUGUACCUCAUUAUUAUCAGCAAUAGCAGUUCUCAUGAAAAGUGUUACAUUUAAAUAAAUGCAAUUGGAGUA